AUGCAACAGGUAUUGACGGCCCUCCAGAUAUUAGGCAGGGGCAACUGCUUCGACGACAUCUGUCAACUGUCUUUGAUGAGCAAGCCGAUGGCGGCGGCUACGUUCCACAAGUUCUGCAAGCACUUUGCGCAGGAGCUGUUCGAGGAGCACAUAUACCUUCCUACCGGAUCGUACCAGGAUGUGUCAUGUGCAUUCAACCACGCGGGUCGAGCCAUAGCGAUCACCAGCGGUUUCACCGGAGAAACUAAUCACAAGACCAUCAUCCGCUACGACGCAGGUGUCCACACCGUCAAGACGGAUGCCCAGUACACGAAGCGCACGUACAAGCUCCGGAGGGCGGAUGGAACAUUUCGGGAGCGCAAGGGGUGCUACCUAAUCGUUGACAACGGGUACCACGAGGUAAAUUCACUUGGCCAUCCUAAUAGAAUGAGAGAGGAUAAUCCCCUGGCGGGAAACACUCGAGCAGGGUUACUGUAGUUCAACCGUAGGCAGACCCAGUUCACUUUGUCGUUUGUCUGCCUUAGAGAGCGUUGUUUCCGGCGCCAACCAAACAUGAAACUCUCCUUCCGCUUACGCCUACUUGAUGCCGGGAAAUGGGGACAACGUGGAUGCCACAACGUAACACAUCACACAUCGAUGGUGUGUGUAGAAGUCGGGCAAGUUAUGAAGUCACGCUGCAGAUUUUUCUGUCGACGCAU
Ectocarpus sp. CCAP 1310/34 is the source of this 698-nucleotide messenger RNA. NCBI's taxonomy places the organism in Eukaryota, Phaeophyceae, Ectocarpales, Ectocarpaceae. The record is from the annotation of a GenBank genome assembly.